This is a messenger RNA of Helobdella robusta, 750 nucleotides long. RefSeq lists its product as hypothetical. Gene Ontology annotation, biological process: signal transduction. The coding region runs from base 1 to 750 and encodes 249 amino acids. The record is from RefSeq and is a predicted model, not a curated record. Lineage: Eukaryota; Metazoa; Annelida; Clitellata; Rhynchobdellida; Glossiphoniidae. The transcript is spliced from 2 exons.
AUGGAUUUGAACUCUGCACGUUAUUUAUCUUUUUCCGUUUAUUCAUACGACCCAAGUCAAGGUGCCAGGCAUCGGUUGGUUUAUGGAGGCUCAGUUCAUUUGGCAGCGUUAUUCCAUAAAGCCACGCAACAGAACAGCCAGCAACAGCAGCAUAAUCGUCUAGCUCUGCAGUUGCAACCUCGAGGAACUCUGUACAUCGAACUUCUCUAUCAAACCAUAGAAAUUCUUUACCGCAGGACACCAUCCCUACAUUUAAAUUCACUUUUUGGUACGGAGCUAGCGACUGUUGUGGAACGAGAAAAAAGUGGUCGAAACAUUCCCAUGCUGCUGGUAAGAUGCGUUGAAGAGAUCGAGAAGAGAGGUCUCGAUCAGGUCGGCAUAUACCGUCUGUGUGGCUCGGCUAGGAGAAAGCAGCAGCUGAGAGAAGAGCUCGAAAAAAAUCCAAUGCAUAUCGAUCUGUCGCCAUCUGUCGUUGGAGACAUCAACGUUGUUACAGUAAUUUUGAAAGAUUUUGUUCGAGAGCUGCCAGAACCAUUAUGUCCAUCUUCGCUGUAUGAGGCACUGGCCCAAGAAAGUACACGCGAGUCGACGAACAAUGCUCAACUCAUGAUGACCAUCAUGGAAUGCUGCCCUAAGAUCAAUCAGGUCUGUUGCUUGUUCCUUUGUUUGUCCGUUUGUUUGUCCGUUCUUCCAUGUUCAUUUAUUUACUCGUUUGUUUGUCCGCGUCCGUUUGUUUUCCCAUGUCCCUAA